ACACCUGUCAGUGCAGGUGGAGAGAGUGACUGCUGGAUAUCUGAGCCUGGAGGUUUCACCGCAGGGCUCCUCUUUAACUCUUUGGACUGUUUUCUUAGUUUAACUAUCAAGACUUUGUGCAUUUGUGUUUUAUUUAAUAUUUGUGUUUUGGACAUAACUGAACUUUGAUCUGAAGUGUUAGUAUUGCUGCUGCUACCAGUGGAUUUGUUCAAUGGUUACUGAAUCCCAGGUGUUUUUGAAGGAGUGAAAACUAUUGGAGGAGGAAAGUUCUCAUCCCAGGCGUUUCUUCUGGGACUGGAUUUAAGGGGUUUGGUGUUGUUGUGACUGUUUCUGAGACGGCCAUUGUCAGAUAAGCUGAGUGAUCAUGGCAGACUUCCCGUCCAAGGUUACCACGGAAACCAGCUCCCCCAACUCCCAGAGCUCUCAGCAGGGGGGCAACAGCCUCUCAGGGCUGACCGCUAACAUGACCAACAGGAUGGACAUUUCCUUUAUCCGAAGCAUCCCGGCCAUCCUCAUGUUGGUUGAAAUAAUUUCUGGGCUGCUCCAGUGGGCGCUGAUAGCCAGCGCCCCCUACACGGUGUUGCCAGUGUAUGGCUGGGUGAUGUUUGUGGCUGUCACUCUGUGGAUCCUCACCACCAUCCUCUUCUUCAUGAUCCUGUUCGGCGCCCAGCAAAUACUCACCUCCAUCCCCUGGCCUCUGACAGUGAUGACGUAUCACGCGACAGCCGCCGGCCUCUAUCUAUUCGCCUUCACGGCCAACGCAGCAUCUGUGCACGCCUUCUACUUCACCUAUUACUACGGACGUAUGGCAGCUGCCGCUUUCUUUGGUGCUGUGGCAGCCGUGGCGUACGGUGGAAGCGCCUACCUCUCCUAUAUGGACUGGAAGGGAGACGGAGGAAAUGCUGCCACCAACACAGUGCCGACCUAGGACUCAAACCUGUGAUGCUGAUCCUGGAAAAAGACUCCUCAUGUUUAAGAUACUGUAGUUAUUUGGAUAGUCAGCCAUCGACACAGGUGAUAGUUGAGUAUCACUGCUGACUCCAGUAACCCAAAUCCUGGCCUCUUCUUAACCCCAGUAUUAACAAUAAGAUGAAACCUAAUUCAGACAGAAGAUAUCCUCUAUUAUAUUACUUUUCAAUCAAACUCUUUAAACUUCUUUUACCUUCAUGUUAUGAAAAUAAAUUAUAUAUCACCACUGGAUUAUCCACACAAAAUGUACUGUAUCUCUUUAAAGUGCUUUUUUAGACGGCACUGAGGUCUUAACUUCAGGCUUUCUUGUUAUAAUACAGUUAUUAAUACUAUUGUCAAUACACAAAUAAAGCCGUGCCUCGAAGUCUUAGUAAUACCAUGGGUUAUUGGCAUGAUAACACCGCCGAGUUGUUUUAAAAAUAUACACAAGAUGCCUUACUAUGCACUUGAAGCAGUAAUAUUUUGGAAAACGCCCAGAACUGCCCUCUUGACAAAAGUUAAAUGGAUUGACAUCACUCUCAUGUCUGUACAAUAAAUGUGAGGUUACUGACAGCAGAUAGUUAGCUUAGCUUAGAAUGAUGACUGGACACAAGGGGAAACAGCUAACUUGGCCGUCUUGGCUGUUUCCCCGUUUCCAGUCUAUGUGCUAACCUGUGCUAACUUGCUGCCAGCUGUAGCUUCAUAUUAAACACACAGACAUGAGUGUGGUGUCACAUGUCUCAUCUAACCCUUAGCAUGAAAGCAGAUAACUUAAUUUACCCACAUCUCAAACUAUCCCCUUAAAGCUGGCAUGUCCAAAGUUUGGACUGGGGGCCAAUCUUGGCCUUCGGGCCUGUUGUUCAAAAUAUACUGUGGUCCCACACAUUAUUGGUUAAUCAAGCAACAUCACUUAGCAUUUUUUCCACUAACCUCAAGAUGGCAGAACUAUCAUACAGUUUGUAGACUUUCAUCAAGUAGGAAAUACGCAAGUAGAGCGUUUCAUGAACACAUGGUGAACAUGCAAACAAAUGGUUACCUAACAGCAGACAUUUCCUGCUGGGUAGCAGACAUGGCCACAGCAAAGUAGAGGUGUAAGAAAAUAUGGAUACAUUUGAGUAUUGCAAUUUUAUGUUUUGUGACACAUUGUUUUGUAGUAUCAAUGUUAAUGAAUAGUUUAUGUGUGUUCUUUUUAAUCGCCGAACAGCUAGAUAGCAGUGCUGUAAUCUGUCUUCAGUCACAUGACUCUCCCACUCCAAUGUCAAAACACACUGCUAGUGUGUUACAGAGGUGAUAGUAAAAACAGAUCCUACUCUUCUGAUUGCAUUAAAAAAGUAAACUUUCUCCGCUCAGUUUUUAUGCAUAUGAUGGGGCGUUCGUUGUGACAGAUUUCCUUAAAAUUAGAUUUAGAAAAUAUCGCAAUACACCACUUUGCUUACAGUAUCGAAAUAAAUCCCAGUAUAUUAAAUUUCAACCUAUGUGUUAUGAUAUAAUUUUUUUGCCAUAUUUUUUGCCACUACGCAGCCUUGUAGCAAAGAAGUGUGAAGUCACCAGUAAGUGGCGGGAAGUUAAAUUCUUCUCCACUGAAAGAUGAAAUAAUUGCAUUUGUCUGAUUUGUAUGGUAUUGUUUUAUUUUUUUAUUUUUACUUAUAACCCAUAUGAUGACCUAUGAUCCAGGUAUUUUCACAUUAUCUAAUCUGGCCCCCAUUUAAAAAAGUUUGGACACCCCUGCUUUAAAGGAAGGUCACCCAACAAUGGAGGAAGACUUUACAAUGCAAAUAAAUAAAUAAAUAAAUAAAUAAAUAAACCGAUUUGAACUCCAGAGUAAAUAGUUACUUGAUUAUAUUCUGAAUGACAUAGUCCGCUGCUCUACAAAAUCUUGAUAGUUAAAGAACAUAGCAAAAUAUAGAAAUGUUUUAUACUGUGGGAUCAAUUUUGAUGACCUCGAAAUAUCAAUAUUAUUGUACACAGCUCUCAACAUGAGUCCCUGUCAGUCAUUGAUGUAAAGAUCAGAUUUGCACCAUGAAGUGUAAACUGGAAUUUGAGGGAAAGCCCUGUUUUCAAAAUCUUACUUAACACAAAAUUGACCAAACUGUGAUUAAACAUUUAAACAUUUCUUCCAGUGUGUAGUACCAUGAUGUAAAAAACAAAGAUACAUAAUUACUGAAACUCUUUAUUUAGUAUUUCUUGUUUACAGAGUUGUUGUUGCUCAUAUUAGGAUGUUGCUCUAACACCCUAACACGGCAGUGCAGACGGUGUGAAGAAUGACUGUAUGCAUUGCAUCUGUCCUGUAGAAAUCCAUUCAGAUUUUUUUCUUUCCUGGAUAUCUCAUGUUGAAACUUUAAUUCUCUAUAGACCAACUCAGCGCACUGGUAACAACUUGAAAACUGCACAUAGAAAAAUUGACUUUUUUAAUCACGUGCUAUAAAGAUACAGGGUUUCUGCAGGACAUUAGUGACUCUUUAAUGAUUCAAAUAUUGCUCUGUGAAAGCUCACAGAGCUUUGUAACAUAUUUCUUUGACUUUCACAAUACAGUGCUCAACUCCUGUUGUAUGUGCCUUUAUGAAAUAUGCUGUGUCUUUUUUGUACCAAGAACCAUGAAUACUAGAGAAAUAGUGUGGUGAGUGCCGGGGCUUGAGCAUGCAGUUGUUCAAAUAAAGCACAUGGUGAUUAUAA
Molecule: messenger RNA, 3621 nt
Organism: Epinephelus lanceolatus (giant grouper)
Lineage: Eukaryota; Metazoa; Chordata; Actinopteri; Perciformes; Serranidae
Gene: pllp
Product: plasmolipin
Biological process (GO): myelination
Cellular component (GO): membrane
Molecular function (GO): structural constituent of myelin sheath
Source: RefSeq, a predicted model, not a curated record